Molecule: messenger RNA, 972 nt
Organism: Hibiscus syriacus
Lineage: Eukaryota; Viridiplantae; Streptophyta; Magnoliopsida; Malvales; Malvaceae
Product: coiled-coil domain-containing protein SCD2-like
Exons: 6
Coding region: 364-972 (202 amino acids)
Biological process (GO): cytokinesis by cell plate formation
Source: RefSeq, a predicted model, not a curated record
GUCUUGCCUCAAUUAUCUUCUCCCCCUUCUAAUUUCAACCAUUUUCAACCCUUUUUCUCUCACAAACACCUGCGUCUCUCUCUCGCGAGACGAGACCAAUCGCCCCCUUUCCGAUUCUAUCCCUAAAUCUAGCUCAACUGAUAAAGGAUAUCAUUGUAGAUAAACAACAGUUAUGUUUAAAAGUGAAGUGAUGGAUCGGAGGAGGACUGGGAGUCCGGUGUACGGACGGAGUGGAGCGGAGGAUCCAGCAGCUCGGGAUCAUCGUCUCCGGCACAUCAGCUGGGUGCGGGUAGUGGUUUCUCAACUAUCAAACGCACACAAAACGUAGCCGCGAAAGCCGCCGCUCAACGUCUUGCUCAAGUCAUGGCUUCGCAGACCACAGAUGAAGACGAGGAAGAUGACGAUCUAGGGUUCCGGUUCAAAGGUCCUCCUGUAAUUCCUAGCUUCUCAAAUAAUGGUUUAAAUCACAGUAAUUUGCCGGCGACCUCAAUGGCUCCGCCUAAUAGAUCUCCCUCCCCGGCGUUAGGUCGGAAUUUUGAAGAGAAUGCUCCAUCUGUGCGGUCCACGUCAGCAGGGAGGCCGGCAGUGUCAAUGAGGUCAACGGCGCCAGCUUUCAUCCCGCCGAGUAGAACUUCAGUUCGCACUCCAGUUGCUAUUCCUUCGAUUGAUCCUCCUAAUCGCCGCAGAGAUAAAAGGUUUACAGCUGAUGUAGGACAACUCAAAGCGAAAGACACUGGAGAUCAGCAUGAAGCUUCUGCACUUCGUGAUGAAGUAAGCCACUGGCAAUUUCCUCAGUUGUUUAUGCUGGACAAAAGGCUAAAGAGGAAGCAUGGGAUAGAGGCUAGUUCAAUUUCUGACUGUCGUAACCGGUUGGGUGAUGGCUUUAUAGCUAUCACCGGUGCUCAUCUCGGACCAGUCCGAAGGAUAGAGUUCGCGGUGGAGGCAGAGGCGGCUGGAGACAGAGGCGGCUAG